Quercus robur (English oak) is the source of this 1533-nucleotide messenger RNA. RefSeq lists its product as uncharacterized. Lineage: Eukaryota; Viridiplantae; Streptophyta; Magnoliopsida; Fagales; Fagaceae. The transcript has 4 exons. The record is from RefSeq and is a predicted model, not a curated record. Bases 1 to 1533 code for a protein of 510 amino acids.
AUGAAUCUGUUAGCGUGGAACUGCCGAGGGCUUAGGAACCGCCGUGCAGUUGAUGAACUUGGGGAUAUUAUCCAAACAAAAGAUCUCGAGAUUGUGUUUUUAUCUAAAACAUGGUCCACUAAGGAACACAUGGAGCACAUUAAAUUGAAGUUAAAUUUUGAUGGUCUGUUUAUGGUGACUAAUAAAGUUAGGGGUGGUGGGUUGGCUUUAAUGUGGAAAAAUAGUAGUGAUGCCUGGGUUGAUAGUUUUUCUUCCUAUCAUAUUGAUGCCAUUAUUAAAGGGGGUACGGAGGAUGCAUGGAGAUUAACAGUGGAAGAUAAAAAGGGUGGUGCACCACGAGCUCAUAAUUUCAUGAAGGCUUUUAGGGAUGUUCUUGAUCAUUGUGGGUUUGCGGAUUUAGUCUAUUCUGGUCCGGACUACACUUGGCAUGGGCGACAUAGGGGGGAGUUGAUAUGGGAAAGGUUGGAUCGAGAGGUUGCCAACUAUGAGUGGCUUGCUCGAUUCCCCGCAGGAAGGAUUAGGCACUUGAAUAGUUUUACUUCAUACCAUCACCCAAUUCUUUUAUCUUUGAAUUUGAAUGAGGAGCACCAAAGGUGGAGACGAAAGCCUUUCCGUUUUGAGGCUAUGUGGUUAACUAGUUUGGAGUAUAACGGUAUUAUUUCAAGAGCUUGGGCGGUUAAUCAAGAAGGCACUCCCAUGCACGUGGAAAAUGAGGACGUGGUUUCAGGUUUGUUGAUAGUGUACUAUGCUAACUUGUUUACUACUUCCAAUCCUUGCAACCUAGAGCGGAUUUUGGAUGGGGUUCAACCGGUGGUGACUGAAGAGAUGAGGGCCACCUUGGCUAGACCAUUCAAUGUGGAGGAGGUGGAAUGUGCUAUAAAGGAUAUGGCUCCGUUAAAGGCCCCGGGUCCGGAUGGGAUGCCACCCCUAUUUUAUCAAACUUAUUGGAUUGAUAUAGGUAUGGAUGUCUCUCAGGCUGUUCUUUCUUGUUUAAAUUCUAGAUCCAUCCUAAAAUCUAUUGACCAUACUUUUAUCACUUUAAUUCCAAAAGUCCAAAAUCCUAAAAGGGUGUCUGAUUUUAGGCCCAUUAACCUGUGUAGUGUGAUUUAUAAGAUUGUCAGUAAGGUUAUUGCUAAUCGUCUUAAACCUUUACUGGAUUCUAUUGUCUCUGAAACUCAGAGCGCCUUUGUUGCAAAUAGGCUUAUCACAGAUAAUAUCUUAAUUGUUUUUGAAUCCUUGCAUCAUAUGAAGAAUAAUUGUUCAGGUAAGCAAGGGUACAUGGCUCUUAAGCUGGAUAUGAGCAAAGCGUAUGAUAGGGUGGAGUGGGCUUUUUUGGAACAAAUCCUUCUGAAAUUGGGUUUCCAUGAAGAUUGGGUUGCUUUGUUAAUGGAGUGUAUUACAACAGUGUCCUAUUCUAUUCUUGUUAAUGGAGAGCCAAAGGGGCUGUUUAGGCCUUCAAGGGGUUUAAGGCUUAAACGCAACCCUGAAAGAGGCAGCCUCAAAGGGAGAAAUUCAUGGUUUUUCUAUUUGUAG